Molecule: messenger RNA, 1602 nt
Organism: Cyclocybe aegerita
Lineage: Eukaryota; Fungi; Basidiomycota; Agaricomycetes; Agaricales; Hemipholiotaceae
Source: the annotation of a GenBank genome assembly
AUGAGUGCCGGUCAAGAUUCCGGAAAGCCCUGUCAACCUUCUCCUGAAGUCCUCGACCAGCGAGCCUCUCAGCUCGUUAUGAAUGCCCUCGAACGCACCAACUCCCAACAGACGCAGUCCAUCAAGUCCCCUGACUCCAUGAAGAAUGGGUCCUUUGGCCUUUCGUUUUCCUCAAUGAUGGGCGGGCUUUCGUCGCUUUCGCUCUCCCGUACGAGCACCCGAGACAGUGUGAACGAGGACAAGGAUCGAGGCCGGUCUAUGCUCAAGAUGAAGCGUGUCAAGUCAUCAUCCCAAGCCCCUGCUGAGAAGGAACAGGAAUCCUCUUCACGCAGCGUGUCGCGUGCGCGCUCUCAGUCCCCGUUCAACUUCCGCCGUUUCCGCAAUCGCGAACCGUCCCCUACCCCCGAGCCCAUUCCCCUCAGCCAUUCUGAUGCAGACUUGUCAGAUACGAAUGACUCCGUACGUCCACGUUCUACGGCGUUCACGGAUGACGACUCUGGCGACGAGACUAUUGGCACCGACGCAGAUAGUGAAGACGGGUCGACAAGUGAAGAAGACGUUUUUGACCCAAUUACUGAGCGUAACACCGAACAAAACGCGAUCAUUGCUCCGGUCGAUGUCCCAGGCGGUCCUGAAAUUGAAGAUCCCGAUCCUGUGGGCGAAGGUGUUAACGUAGUUGUUGCGCCUGAGCCUUAUUUCCCGAGUUCCCUUAAUUCCCUAUCUAACGCACGAGGCAAGAGGACUCCGCGCAGGCGCAAGUCCAUGAAAACCCACGACCCUCUGCCCUUCAACACUUCGCGCCCUGUUUUCCAGCGCGAUCGGUGCACAAUCACUAUCACUCAAGGUGAUCCCACAGCCAAGCUUGGAGAGAGGCGGAAGAAACGUUACGUCGUCGCUAGUGACCUCAGCGAGGAGAGUCGUUAUGCUGUUGAAUGGGGUAUUGGCACCGUCUUGCGCGACGGAGAUGAAAUGCUCAUUACAACCGUAAUCGAGAACGAGGCUAAAGUUGACCCUCCCAUUCCCAGUGCUGCGGAUAGGGCAGUAAAGCUUCGAAGUCAGCAGGAACGCCAGGGAUUGGCAUAUAUCCUCGUCCGCCAAGUUACUGGCCUACUUCAGCGUACAAGGUUGAAUGUAACUAUUUCCUGUCAAGCAUGGCAUGCCAAGAACUCCAGACAUAUGUUGCUGGAUAUUGUGGAUCACAUUGAGCCCACUAUGCUCAUCGUUGGUUCUCGUGGCCUAGGCCAGCUCAAUGGUAUUUUGCUCGGGUCUACUUCCCACUAUCUUAUUCAGAAAUGCUCCGUGCCUGUCAUGGUUGCCCGCCGCCGUCUCAAGCGUCCUCCCAAAAAGAAUGCCCAUCUUUCUACUCAUCGCACUCAUGUCUCACUCGCAGAAGCCGGCAUCGAUCGCGUCGCCGCGAAGGUCGACCAAGAUGUUCGUGUCAUGCGCGAUGAGAUGCAGAAAGACGAUAGUCGCCGUGAUGGCGGACCAGGAAGCAGGGAAGAUCGCCACUUCGCAGACGUCAAUGUCAAUGAAGCAAAUGAGGACGACGAAGGUGAAGACGACAAUGAUGAUGAGCCAGCUGCUAUAAAGGUCGCCGGUUAG